This is a messenger RNA of Closterium sp. NIES-67, 663 nucleotides long. The record is from the annotation of a GenBank genome assembly. Lineage: Eukaryota; Viridiplantae; Streptophyta; Zygnematophyceae; Desmidiales; Closteriaceae.
GUUCGCCAUCAUGGCACGAAUCGUCAUGUCGCUCCGGCCUCUCAUCAUCGGCGCGCUUCUCGCGCUUCUCGUGUGCUGCGCGGCGGCGCAGCCGACGAAGAGUGAAAUGAUAAGCGAGCUUCGGAAGCUCCGCAAGGCCAUCACGCAGCUCAAGUACCUGGGGAGAUACACGCUCAUCGCCAGCGCCAUAGAUCAAGCCCUUCCGAAACUGAACGACAUUCCCGAUGACGAGGACCUCUCCGCAUACGACCAGAAGACCGUUCUCAUCCCCCAAAACGAGGCGAUCAGCACGGCGGGACUCGGCACGCUCGUCAAAGCGGGCGUGAAGACCAUGAGCGCAGACAAGGCUAUGACGUUCUCAGACAAUGGCCUGAUCAACGUGCUGGAUGGCUACUUCACAUUCGAUGAGAUCAAGCGCGGCACCACCUUCCAAACCAUGCUCGGCGCGCGUCGCUUGAGGAAGUACUUCGUGCCACUGGUCAUGCGGAAGGGGUCCCCGUACGCGCUCGGGCAGAGCAAAAACGGCUUGUCGUGGUCGCAGAUCGUGAAUCCGGGGAUCUACCGCGGCAAGUACUUCGUCGCGCACGGCGUCGAUGCUCUCCAGCAGCCGUGAACCCGCGCGCGCUUUGACACGCCAUGCGGCAAGGCUUGAAAGCAACGAAC